This is a messenger RNA of Cyanidioschyzon merolae strain 10D, 897 nucleotides long. Its product is annotated as similar to 3-oxoacyl-(acyl carrier protein) reductase. The record is from RefSeq and is a predicted model, not a curated record. The coding region runs from base 1 to 897 and encodes 298 amino acids. Lineage: Eukaryota; Rhodophyta; Bangiophyceae; Cyanidiales; Cyanidiaceae. Gene Ontology annotation, molecular function: oxidoreductase activity, acting on the CH-OH group of donors, NAD or NADP as acceptor. The transcript has a single exon.
AUGCAAGCACCUGCUGCAUCGCGGCCGCAUCGGCCAGUGCCGAGAUCAAGCUCAAGAGCAAUCACGUUCAUUUUCAGAGACUAUUCCCUGUUUCACAUUGCCAUGGCCGGUCCAGUCUCGAUUAUUUUCGGAGCGACAGGUGGAAUUGGGGCUGCUACGGCUCGCUUACUUCAUAAGCGAGGCCACCAGCUAGUUCUAGUCGCAAGAAACAAGGAGAAACUGGACCAACUCGCUGGCGAGCUCGGUGGGUCGCGCCCUAGCGACACAGGCGCGCCGACUGUUCACGCUGCGGAUAUUUUGCAGUCUGCAGCGGUUGAGGAAGCGUUUAAAAAGGCGCUGGAUCAGCACGGGACGCUGGACCACGUGACGCACUGCGUAGGUUCUAUCGUUUUGAAGCCCAUAACCUCAGUCUCCGACGAGCUGUUGCAGGAAACGCUACAGCUGAAUACUGCUUCCGCCUUUUACGUCCUGCGAGCGGCCUGUAAACAACUCCCGCGCCUCCGCCAGUCCACGGGAGACGGUCCGGUGAACAAGAGUGUUACUCUCUGUACAAGUGCUGUGAGCAUGCACGGGCUACCGAACCAUGAAGCGAUCGCAGCAGCAAAGGCCGGGGUGAUAGGCAUGGCCCGUAGUGCAGCCGCGUCGUUCGCACCGCGUGGACUCCGCGUCAACUGUGUAGCACCGGGUAUGACGGAGACGCCACUUGCAUCGUUUAUCACGGAGCGACCAGCAUCGAGAAAAGCAAGCGAAGUGCUUCAUCCGCUAGGUAGAAUCGGACGUCCCGAAGAGGUGGCGAGCGCCAUUGUCCUGCUCAUAGAGAAUCCGUUCAUCACGGGGCAGGUCUUGGCGGUAGACGGUGGUCUAAGCACCUUGGUAUCUCAGCAAAGUGCCCGAUAG